AUGCGUCUCUCUACGCUCAUCCUGCCUGUGGCAGUGGCUCACGUUGCCAUGGCAGCUCACGUCCAUGUCCCUCAGCGACGACCGGCGCACAUGUACCGUGCCAUGGAGAGGAGGCAGCACGGCAGCUCGGAGGACGACUUUGGAGUUCUGCCAAGCCCGUCUUCAGGCGCAGGGGCGUCCUCGUCUUCCGCAGAGCCGUCUUCUAAGGCUGAGCCUUCGUCUAGCUCCACUCCCACGAAGCCUCAACAAUCGUCCUCUAAGGACACUGACACGGCGCCGACAAGCUCCGCUGCGCCUACCACCAGCAACGCCAGCCCUGCUCCCACCUCAUCCUCGACGUCUGACAAGGACAAGACAACCUCGACUAAACCUUCGGUUGCGCCCUCUUCUGAUGUUUCAUCAGACGAUCCCACUUCCUCAGAAAGCUCCACCAGCAGCCCGUCCGCUAAGCCCAGCUCCUCGUCCGAGGCCGUGACGUCUGAGUCUUCCGUCGCCCCCUCAUCAUCAUCCUCUGCUGCCGUUGAGAGCUCAGAGACUGUCGUUACCUCAACGACUGCCUCGGCGUCCCCGACCGCCCUUACCUCUGCUCGAACGCUUACCCGCUCUGCUUCCGAUACGGAGACUGACACCUCCAUCGCCCCCUCUCUCGCUACCAGGACCAGGACCGCCACCAAGAGUGCCACCGCUAGUUCUGACGAGUCCAACAAGGAUGACAAGGAAUCGGGCGGUUUGAGCACGGGUGCUAUCGUCGCCAUCGUCGUCUGUGCCGUUGUUGCUGGUGCCGCUUUCCUCGCCUGGACGCUCUUCCGCAAGCUCAAGCUCAAGAACAACCGCUUCAACGACCGCAGCCAGCCCGUCGACUUCUCGCCGGACAACGGCCCCAUGGGCGGCGACGACCUGUUCGAAAAGAGCCUGCAGCGUUCGGCGUCUGUUGCUUCCGCCGACCGGCAGCGCCGCGAGCUCGUCGCCGAGCUGGACCACGACAACAGCCUCACCGCGGGCAUUCCCGAGCACGACUUCACUGCCGGCGCUGCUCAGCCGUACGGCUACGGCGCGGACCCUUACAACAACGGCUACGACUUCUCCUCUCCCCGCAACGAGGGCUACGACCCCAACUACGGCUACCCUGCGCAUCCCGAUCAGGCUGCGAUGUACCCCGAGCACGGCUACGCCGGCGAGUACCCGACGCAGGACACGUACCACGGCGACGGGUACCAGCAGAACGGCUACCAGCAGCAAGCCGGGUACGCCGGCGACGGCUACAGUCCGACGGAGCGCGGCGGCCCCACGUCCCCGCUGUCGCCGCACGGCCACGGGGCGCAGCCGCAGUUCGACGCCUUCUCCGGCUCCGACUUUGAGAUCACGGCGCGUCCGACCGGCGGCGCUAUGGGCGACGCCGGGCCAUACGCCCAGGCCGCAUCGUACAGGUACUAA
This is a messenger RNA of Trichosporon asahii var. asahii CBS 2479, 1434 nucleotides long. RefSeq lists its product as uncharacterized. The transcript is spliced from 2 exons. The record is from RefSeq and is a predicted model, not a curated record. Bases 1 to 1434 code for a protein of 477 amino acids. NCBI's taxonomy places the organism in Eukaryota, Fungi, Basidiomycota, Tremellomycetes, Trichosporonales, Trichosporonaceae.